Molecule: messenger RNA, 1744 nt
Organism: Halteromyces radiatus
Lineage: Eukaryota; Fungi; Mucoromycota; Mucoromycetes; Mucorales; Cunninghamellaceae
Exons: 4
Coding region: 28-1599 (523 amino acids)
Source: RefSeq, a predicted model, not a curated record
CAAUACAAUACAAUAACUUUGAUAAUAAUGAUAUUUGAAUCAUUAUUACAGUUAUUAUUAUUAUUAUUACUUUAUUCAUGUAUAUCUCUUGUCCAUUGUCAAACUUUAACCAAUCCUGCUAUUGGUCAAUUCCCUAUUAGUUUUUCCUCUACUACUAGUACAACUCGUAUUUUUGACUCAUCCGAUGCCAGAGUAGCUCAAGCUCAAGAAUUUCAAACUGUUUAUCUUGUCAAUCCAACUGAUCCAAAAGCUUUACCAGUUAUGGACUUUAGAGAAGGUUGUGAUAAUACAACUACUAUAAUGGAUUUACAACAAUGGAAUGGAAAUGGUGUCAAUGUUAUAACUGGUAUUAAAAGUACUAGUAAAGUAGCCUUAGUUAAACGCGGUAAUUGUUCUUGGUCUCAAAAGGUCAAGACAAUCACUCAACUUUCCACCACAUAUCAACUGAACGUCACCACUUUAUUGAUAUACAAUAACGAAACUUCUUCUUCAGCACAUAGUUAUACUUUAUUACCUGCAACUGGUACAACCACUGUACCUGUUUAUUCUUCCAAUUCUAUUGCAACUCAAGAUAAUAUUACUACUAUGAAAGAUAAUGAUAUCAUACAAAAUCAAACUAUUAUCAUCAAUCAACCCAAUAGUAUAUUUUAUGUUACUCAUGAUUAUGGUACUGACCUUUUGACUUGGAUGACAAAUUGUUUUCAAUCUAUCUCAACACAAACAAAUGGUGCUCCUACAACUUAUAUGACCGUGGUUCUUUUGACAAGUCCGUUUUCUUGGGCUGCUACUUUAGGUGAAGAUGGUAGUCCAAAUUUUCUUAGUUGGAUUAUUGCAUUAGCAGCAUUCUUCUUGAUUGCAAUCAUUGGAUUAUUGCUCUUCUUUCGAUGGUGGCGUGCAAGACAACAAAGAGAAGAUUUAGAAUACAAUGCUAUGUUAGAAGCAAGGAACAUGAUCAUGUUACAAAGAAGAAAGAAACUUAAACCAUUACCAGUAGAUUUGGUCAAUUCAUACCCAAUUCAAAAUUAUCAAGUCAAUGUUAUCAAGAACACAAGUUGUGCUAUUUGUUUAGAUGAUUUUGAAGAAAAUCAACCCGAUAUUCGUGUGUUACCUUGUGGUCAUGGUUUUUGUGUAUUAUGUAUUGAUCCUUGGCUCACUCAAAAAUCAACACUUUGUCCUAUUUGUAAAUAUGAUUGUUUACCUCCUGAAUUGAGGGAAAAUGAUGAUAACAAUGAUGAAAAUCAAGGCGAUCAAACAGUAGUAGGAUCACAUACCGAUGUCACCAAUCAUAUUAACAACACUACUACUACUACAACUACAACUACAACAGCAGAUGAUGACAACAAUACGAUGGAUAACCGUUGUCAAUAUGAAGAAUCGACGACAAAUCAGGAUACAGCAAUGACAAUAAAUCAUUUGACAACAAAAGAAGAAAGUACAAUUACAUCCAGUAGUGCGAUAUCCUCAACAUCAACAUCAAUAUUAGAAAAACCUCAUGUUGAAAUAAACCAAACAACAGAAUCAUCGUCACCAUCAUCUGCGACUGUUACACCUAUUGUAUCUACCAAUGAUCAUCAAGAAGAUAUGACGAAGAAGAGUUAGUUGAUUUUUUUACCCUUUUUAUAAGUUUUGUAUUUUAUUACUAUAGUGUAGAAUUGUUAUUUAUUUAUUUAUUUAGUUAUUUAUUUUUUGUUUAUAUUAUAUAUUGUACAUGUAUUAUCAAUAAAACGAUACAAUUCUAUUUUUA